Meloidogyne enterolobii is the source of this 639-nucleotide messenger RNA. The record is from the annotation of a GenBank genome assembly. NCBI's taxonomy places the organism in Eukaryota, Metazoa, Nematoda, Chromadorea, Rhabditida, Meloidogynidae.
AUGAAGAAUGGCGCAGAGCAUGUUCACACCUUCACAGCCCCUAUUUAUUAUUGCUCCGGUUUAUCUUCUCAAAAACCUACUACAACAACAACAAAAACAUUAAUUAAUAAUUUAAACUUGACCAACAUUAAUGAGGACGAUGAUUAUGAAAAUCGUGAAUUUGAUGGUGAAGAGGAUGAAAUGAAAAUUACUUUAGGGGAAAAUAGCUUAAAUGAGGGGAAAAUUAGAAGGAGAGAUUUUGUGGAGAGACAAGCGGCAACAGACCACGCGUCCCUCGGCUGGACUCAAUGGACAAAAUGUAGAGUUCCCAAUAAUCAAGGGAAUAUAGGGGUGCAGGCUAGGUGGCGGGUGUGUACUGGCAAUCGAGUUUGUGGAAGAGAACAACGCCAAUGUUUACUAUCAACUACCAAAAGAUUUAAACAAAAAGGAGAAACACAAACAAAAAUAAAAAGAAAAUUAAUAAACACAAAACAAACAUUAGCAACAAUAUUUCCCUUUAAUAAAUUUGGGAAAAACACAAAACAAACAAAAACACAGCAACAACAAAGAGGAGAGGGAAUAAUAGAAACAAAGAGGGAAACAAACAAAAUACAAAAACAACAAGAAAAAUAUAAAAAACAUCAACAAAAACAUCAAUAA